UAAAAAGGCGAUUCAGAUUAAACGCGGAAUUAGUUUCAAUGCUUUGAAAAAAAAAUUGGAGAUAAGGUAAAGUUAGAAAAUAAUGAAAUUAUUUAUACUAUAAGUUGUAGAUUUUAGUUUCAGGAAAAUAUGUUGCCUUGCAAAUUUGUGAUGACGAAGAUGUUGAAACUAUAAUCGAAAGUUUUCAACAACAACAACAAAUGUCAGUUCUAGAAUUGUACGUAGAAAAGGAUGUUGCUGGUGGUUCUAUGUUUCAUUCUACAAACUCUGUUACAUCAUGUGGACAUAAUCUAUCUCUUAAUGAGUCGGAACUGCCAAGAAAUAUAAGCAAUUUACAUGAUGAUGAAGAUGAUGAUGAUGAUUAUCUUGCGUCUAACUCAUACGUUGAAGAGUCUUUGAAUGAAGAUGAUAGUGUUGAUGGAAUAUUUGAUACAGACGAUGAAGUCACCGACAUCAUUGAACCAGUUUCAAUUGUUCACCCAACAGAAGGUGCACAAGGAAUUCAAAAUCCAUUUUGGAAUGAUGCUUUGCAUUAUAACAAUAUCAAUUGGAGUCAUCCGGAAGAGGACAUUUGCGGUUUGGAGAUGCCAUCGACUUUUAAUGUUGGACAAGAAUUAUAUGUUGGCAUGGAUUUUGACAGUAAAGAUGUGGUAAAAAAUGCACUGAAACAAUAUGUGAUGAAGGUGCAUCAAAGUUUUAAGGUUGUUGAAACCAAAUCGCACAAAUAUAUCCUCUUGCAACACUGCAACCCUAGCCCCUGCAACACUGCAACGCUGCUCCAAGCUGGCCUGAAGGUGUCUUGCCAAUGGGAGAGGCGAGACCUUCUUCACGGGGCGUGUCUCGCCAAUGGCAGCAGCGACAUACCCUCCACGUCAGCUGUCUCACCAUUGGUGAUGGCGGCACCCAUGCAUGCAGGCCACGUUAUCAUGUUUCUCGCCAUAGGUGAUGGCGAUACCUUCAUCUCGCCAUUGCUUCCGGCGACACCCCUACAAAAACAGACCCCCUCCGUUAAUACUUUCAGAAGGGACCCUGUUUGGUAA
Messenger RNA from Glycine soja, 1040 nucleotides. RefSeq lists its product as uncharacterized. The transcript is spliced from 3 exons. Lineage: Eukaryota; Viridiplantae; Streptophyta; Magnoliopsida; Fabales; Fabaceae. The record is from RefSeq and is a predicted model, not a curated record. Bases 201 to 1040 code for a protein of 279 amino acids.